AUGUCGAAUCCCCAAAACCUCAUCAGCCUCGCCGAGCAACUCGCCAACGCCGGCCGCGAACUCCAAGAGCUCGGCGGCAAGUUUCUCACCAUCGCGUCGACGCUCGAGCAGGAAGCUGCGAAUAUCGCCGAAGAAAGGGCAAAGGCGGCGCGGCUCGCAGCUCGGGCCCACGCGGACGUCGAUGUGAAUGUUCAUGUCGGUGUUAGGACUGGGGGAAUUCGGACGCGCCACCCAUGUUGUGGCGCGUGUAUCAGUGAAGGGAAGGAGGGGCCGGGGAAUACGACUGUUGUUGUGAAUAAAGCGGGCUCUGCAGUUGGGAGUAAAGUUGGUUCGGCGGUGGGGAGCAAAUGGGGCGCUCCUGGUGGAGACAUCGCGAUCGUAUUCAAGCAAGAGCAACGUGUUUCUGAGCUGUCGCCACCCUACACUCGAGGAGGGGCCUUCUCCUCAAUACCACAACAUCUACUAAGCGCGAAACGGAAACAGCGAGAACGCCAGAAGCAUUCGCAAAUCCACAAGCUUACCCAAUACGAGUAUCCCGACUAUCAAGCUACGACAACGCGCGACAAAGCUAUGGAGCAGCACGAAAAGGUCAUAAAACAACAAGAAGCAGCCGCAAAAAUGCGUGCAGCCGCCGCAAAGCAAGAGGAAGCAGCUGCAAAAAUGCGGGCAACAGCCGCGAAGCAGCGGGCAGCGGCAGAAAAGCAACGACAAGCGGCCGCAAAGCAGAGAGAACAAGCUAUGAAAAUACGCGACGAAGCUAUGAAGACGGCGGAACGAGUAGAGACCGGACCUAGCGGAACAACACAACGGCGUCCUGGAGUCAUAGUGCAGGUUCAUCAAGGCUUAGGGCAACUCCAGCGGGGCAUGGAGCAGUUCGGCCGGGAGAUGCCGCAGUUCCAUCGCGAGAUGCAGCAACUCGAGCGAGAGAUGUCUCAGCUAGCGCGAGAAAUGCAGCAAUUUGAGAGAGAGAUGUCUCAGCUUGCCCGGGAAAUGCAGGAACUUGAUCAAGAGUUUGCAAGGUAUAAUCGAGGGCUUUGA
This is a messenger RNA of Trematosphaeria pertusa, 1038 nucleotides long. RefSeq lists its product as uncharacterized. The coding region runs from base 1 to 1038 and encodes 345 amino acids. The transcript has 3 exons. NCBI's taxonomy places the organism in Eukaryota, Fungi, Ascomycota, Dothideomycetes, Pleosporales, Trematosphaeriaceae. The record is from RefSeq and is a predicted model, not a curated record.